Molecule: messenger RNA, 1521 nt
Organism: Didymodactylos carnosus
Lineage: Eukaryota; Metazoa; Rotifera; Eurotatoria; Philodinida; Philodinidae
Source: the annotation of a GenBank genome assembly
AUGCAAAGAAACGUUCAACUUAAUGAAUUUAAUGAGAAAGCUCGAAUAUCUCAAGAUAUUCGAAAUGAUGUAGUUAUUUCACGUAAAAAUCGUUAUCCUAUUGCAGUUGCACAACAUCGGUCUGUCACUCAUCAACGAAGCACAAUGGCCUCGUCCAAGACACGUUCCAUGUUUAAUUCGCAUCGAGUCUACACAGAACCAAACGAUGUACGAUCAAUGACACCAUCACCAUUGCCAGUGGCAUCACAAAAGGAAACCCAUCGUUUAUCCUUGGUACUACCACCAUCGACAGCAGAGUCAACUCCACGUAAAAAUCAUCGGACUGAUGAAGAUGGAUGGAUUCCACCAACGGUGCAAAUGUUGGUAUUAAGACCCUUGAAUACCGUAGAAAUAAGAACAAGAUGUAUUUUUCUCCGUGUUGGAGAAAUCGACACACUUAAUGAACGAUUUUAUGCUGAAAUAUUAUUCGAGGCUAGUUGGAACGAUAUUCAACUACAAAAUGAGACAUGUUAUAAUUCAUCACUUCAUUGGAAUCCGAAAUUAAUUAUUUUGAACAGUGUUGGAGAUAUUAAACACGAGAUUUCCUAUUCGAUUGAGAAUAAUAAAGAUGAAACAAAUAUUCCAGAAGUCACAGAACAUCACAGAAUUCGAGGAAUGUUUUGGGAACGAAUGGAAUUGUACUAUUUUCCUGCCGAUGUACAGGAACUGUCAUUAUCCAUCACAACAAGUCGUAAUGAUAAUGAAUUAAGAUUUUUUCAAAAUCAGUAUAAACCAAGUGGAGUUAUCCGAACAAUAUUUACUGAUGAACAAGAGUGGUAUUUGUAUGAACAUUGUGAAAUACACAUUCAAGCAGAAAUUGAAGAAUUUUCGGAUGAUGGUGAUCGAGUAAAACGUGCUAUUGUCGUAUGUACAUGUCAUGUAGCAAGAAAGUAUGGCUAUUUUUUGUGGAAUUUAUAUUUUCUCAUAUUUUUGAUAACAUCAGCUAGUUUUUGUACAUUUGCCAUUCCAAUAUCAAAUACACAAGGACGAGUACAAGUUUCCUGCACAUUACUUUUAACCUCAGUUACAUUUCGAUGGACCGCCAACAAAUCAUUGCCUACAAUUUCAUAUCUGACAGCUGUCGAUGUUUAUGCGAUCGGAUCCAUAUUUGCCCUAUGUCUGUUAAACAUCUAUCACGGGAUAAUUGGCUAUAUCAAUUAUUAUACGAGUACAAACGUGAGCACAACUUCAUCAGGCACAGUCGCUCAGUUUUAUCUUGUUGUCAUUGAUCGGUAUACACUCAUAGUGUUCACAGCACUUUAUUUCAUCUAUCAGGCACUUAUUAUAUAUUGGAUGUGGAAUGGUCCAUGGAAAAGACGUCGACUAAUGUGUAAAAAAGAUUCAGAUAAAAAACGUAACUAUUUUAGAGAUGGACAACAACGGCAACAAAUCCAACGAGAAAAGCAUCCACCACCACUUCUUACGAGUAAAUCUGUUGAUAUCAAAACAACAACAUCAACAGUUGUUCAAGACUUAGAAUAA